UCAAAACAGCUUUACAUAACUACUCUGAUACCACACCGGAAAGCAACAGCGGUUACAAUCAGAGGUGCAGUUUUGGAUCUCGGUGAAGAAUGGCCAAAACUAUCAAAUCCGCUGUGGCAGACGCUCUGGACGACUUGACAAAGGGGGACUUUGAGAAGUUCUGUCACCAGCUUCUGGACCGCAGAGAACAGCCGCGCGUAAAACGCAACAAGGUGGAAGACAAAAGCCGUCUGCAGGUCACAGACGCGCUGGUGUCUACUUUUACUGAGGAGGGGGCUCUGACCGUGGCUCUCGAGAUCCUGAAACAGAUCGGCUGCAGCGACGAGGCCAAAGAACUUGAGGAAGCUACAGGUGGAAAAUCCUCAAAACCUGCUCCCGCUGACACCUCGAGUGAGUCAGCUGGAGCAGCUGGUGGAAGUAAAACAGCAGGCGGAAAGCACUUCGUGGAUAAACACAGAGUCCAGCUGAUCCAGAGAGUGAGCAACAUCGCACCCAUUUUGGAUGAGCUCCAAGACAAUGAAGUUAUCAACCAAGAACAAUAUGCCAGAAUUAGAGCUCUGCCUACCGCUCAGGACAGGAUGAGGGAGCUCUACAGUGGUCCCCUGCAAGCCAGUGCAGCCUGCAAAGACAUCUUCUAUAAAAUCCUUUUGGCAAAUGAGAAAUUUCUCGUUGAUGAGCUCCGUCAACAGGAUAGAACGCUACAGGUGGACAGUCCUCAAAACGUGGUUCCACUGACGCCUCGAGUGGCUCAGCUGGAGCAUCUGGUGGAUGUACAAUGGCAGACGAUACCAAAGGAAGCUACAGGUGGAAAAUCCUCAAAACCUGCUCCCGCUGACACCUCGAGUGAGUCAGCUGGAGCAGCUGGUGGAAGUAAAACAGCAGGCGAGAACGCUACAGGUGGACAGUCCUCAAAACGUGGUUCCACUGACGCCUCGAGUGGCUCAGCUGGAGCAUCUGGUGGAUGUACAAUGGCAGACGGAAGGCAUUUUGUGGACAAACACAGAGUCCAGCUGAUCCAGAGAGUGAGCAACAUCGCACCCAUUUUGGAUGAGCUCCAAGACAAUAAAGUUAUUGACCAAGAACAAUAUGACAGAAUUAGAGCUCUGCCCACCCCUCAGGACAGGAUGAGGGAGCUCUACAGUGGUCCCCUGAAAGCCAGUGCAGCCUGCAAAGACAUCUUCUAUCAAAUCCUUUUGGCAAAUGAGAAAUUUCUCGUUGAAGAUCUUUCAAAGAACUAAAUGUGUUGGAAAAAAACACAUUUUUAGACCAAAUGUACACGAUGUACCUGAACAAAACAUGUUUACAUUAAAAAGGUGGAGAUGUCUUUUCUUUGUGGGGGUUUAUAAAAAAGGCUCCUGUGCUUUAAUUUAGAAAAUUGUUCUGCUAUGUGGUGCCUUUGCUCCUCACUGACUCCCCUUUAAUUUUACAUGAAACACUUUGGAUAUUUACAAUUUUUUAUAAUAAAAAUGUAAAUUGUAUCAUUUAAAAAUUAAUUGACGAUGUCAUUAGCCAUGUUUUCAUCCAUGACUCAAACUGUCAUAAAUUUGUUUUCAGAUUUCAUUAUCUUCUAUAAAGUAAAACCUAAUGCAAACAUUUAUUGUCCUUAAAAAUAAACCAGAAUCAAACUUGAAGAAUUCGUUUUGGUGAAUAAUUAAAAGUAUUUUAUAAA
Molecule: messenger RNA, 1669 nt
Organism: Pelmatolapia mariae (spotted tilapia)
Lineage: Eukaryota; Metazoa; Chordata; Actinopteri; Cichliformes; Cichlidae
Product: apoptosis-associated speck-like protein containing a CARD
Exons: 12
Coding region: 90-1238 (382 amino acids)
Biological process (GO): innate immune response; regulation of apoptotic process; inflammatory response
Source: RefSeq, a predicted model, not a curated record